AUGACCAGUCACCCGCGUCACCCCUGGCAGCUCCUGGCUGCGGCGACACCGCCAAACGACGGCAAUGCUCUCCUGGCUGAGCUCAAGAAGCACAAGGUAGACAAGUGUGACCUGACGCCGUGCUUCGUCUGCAUGCUGCCAGCGCCUCACUUCAUGCGUUUACAACGCCUGCUGUGUGCCUUCAUGACGUGCCAACUUUCAUUGGUGAUGACGAUAGAAGAAGCAUACGUGCACUGCACCCUCGCCCAAGCGCCAUGCAAGCCCGUCCUAACCCCAGCAAUGAAGGAGGUCGUGAAGGAUUGGGCCGCCCAGGGUCUCAAGCCCAAGCGUAGCUACAAUGCUCUUCUGCAGCGGUUCGGCCUCACCAAGAGGACGGCUCCCUCUCUAGCCACGAUGCAGCGCAUUGCGCACCAUCACGUGACUGGACGACUCGGCGGGAGCGAUCUACUAGAUGCUUCGCAGCGACCGGACGGCAAGCCCAUUUCUGGGAACGGAAGUGACUUGGAUUCAUUCGUGGUGGGCAUCAGCUCCAAGAAGCUCCUUCGUCGCGCCGAUCGAGACCCGGAGUCGUUCAUCUUUCAUCUUGACGCUACCUACAAGCUAACUCAAGUCGGCUAUCCUGUCGUUGUGGCCGGGAUUUCAGACCGAGCGAGGCGGUUCCAUCUCGUGGCGAUCUUCAUCGUCUCCCAACAACAGCAGCAGCACUUCGCGGAGAUCCUUGGGCUGCUGGCGCGGACGUACAUGUCGAUGACGGGGAAGCCACUGCGAGUUCGCUAUGUGAUGGGCGAUGCUGACGCAGCCCAGUGGAGCGCGAUUGACGAGGUGUUCGGGGAAGAGUGCAAUUACGUGUUUCUCAUGUGCUACAUUCACGUGGCAAAGAAGGUUUAUGAGAAAACACGCUCCCUUCCCACUGCCAUGGCUGUGUCGGUUAUGAAAGCCAUACACAAGAUGCACUUUGCCGCCAGCGAACCAGCCUACCAGAAAGUGCUCGAAGAAGCUCAAGAAGAGUGGUCCAAGAGUCCUGAGCUCAAGCGAUUCUCACAGUACUUUUCUAAAGUCUGGCUCAACCAACGGCUCUGGCGAUGGCAGUGCUUUCACACGCCUAGUGGAUUCGCCACGACAAACAAUCCGUGCGAGACCUACAACGCCAUGAUCAAACGAGAUGUGACUCUACGCAGAAAGCUCAAGGUGGGUGCUUUAAUCCCACAGCUACUGUUGCUGUGCGAGAGCGAAGCCGUAGUUGCACGGCCGUUUGCUACUGCACCUGAAGCUGAUGCACGCCUCCUACGACGUCAUUCCUACUCGCAAGUACCCCGGAAGAAGACCAGCAAGAUGUGGUUCAUGUGGUCAGCCGGGCCUCGCCGCGCGUGCUGGACGAGAUACGCCGACGGACCGUUGAAGAUCUACCUGUCACUGCCCGACUGA
Molecule: messenger RNA, 1425 nt
Organism: Phytophthora sojae
Lineage: Eukaryota; Oomycota; Peronosporomycetes; Peronosporales; Peronosporaceae
Exons: 4
Coding region: 1-1425 (474 amino acids)
Source: RefSeq, a predicted model, not a curated record